AUGCCUACGGUCAACGCCGUGCCUUCGAUCCCACCUCAGAAUGACUUGCGGCAACAAGCCACCCACACCCAAGCCAAGAUCAAUGUUGCUGCAGCUCAGAAGCUCAUACAAAACGAGCAAUACAAUGAAUCAUUUCUACUCCUUCGCGACGCACUUCAAGACCCAGACAGUAUCGAUGACGUGAGGACAAUGGCACUCAUCCACUUCCCUGAUCUCUAUAUGAAGAUGGCGUUGCUCGAGGACGUCGAGCUUGCGGCGCGCACCUACGCCAGCGAGGACGUUAGUCCUGACCGGCUCCCGGAAGACUUGGACUAUAGAAUGGGAAACCAAAUAUGGGGCAAGCCAAAAGCCCGCCGCUGGAUGCGAACCUGGCAAGCCAUGAUCCAAGUGGCUGUCAUGAUGGGCGACUACGGGCGAGCUAUAGCCCUCACCACUGAGAUCCUCCGCAUCAAUCCCAGCGACAACAUGGGCAUGCGCUACACCUUCGGCUCCAUACUCCUGCUCUCCGGGCGGAUAGAAGAUGCCUUGUCCUUCUCCCUCGCCUGGAUCAAUGCCAAGAAUGGGACGCCUCUGCGUGGAGGAUGUGCCUUCGAAAGGCCGACGGGUGCGCCCUUGUCUCAGGACGUGCUUGCUUUCCAUCGCGUGAAGUGUCCGUGGGUGGUUGCAUCCGAGCAUUUCCUCACAGCCGCUCUCGCCGCGUUCCGGUUAUGGGGAGACUGCGGGCUCGCGAGGCAAUGUCUGAGCAUGGGAGCCCAUACGUGUCCUAUCGUCAUGAGGAGAAUUCUGGGAGGCUCGGCAAAGCCCCACGGACCAUGGAUAGGGCCUAGUGAUGCCGGACCGGAAGCGGCGCGGGACUACCUCUGGCUAGCUCAGGAUUUCUGGACCACCCCCAACGUGUUGGCUUGGGCUACUUCUGACAAGGAGGUCAAGGACAUGCUUUUGCAGCGGUGUUCGCGAGAAGGCUGCCACAACCGCGAGACGUCCAUCUUCGGGUUCAAGCAUUGCGGAAACUGCCACAACAAGAUCUAUUGCGGACACGAGUGCCAGAAGGCUGAUUGGCCGCUCCACAAGCCGAGCUGUCGUUUUGUGUAUCGCCGCUACCGGGGCCUGGAGAAGAAGCGCGUCGUCCCUAUGAACAAGUUGGUCUCUCGGGUCGAAGACGCCUUGAUUGAUUGUCCGCACAACAUCGAAUUCCGCUUGCGGAGCAUCUAUACGUCCAGUGACGAGGACAGUGAUUAA
Molecule: messenger RNA, 1239 nt
Organism: Dichomitus squalens LYAD-421 SS1
Lineage: Eukaryota; Fungi; Basidiomycota; Agaricomycetes; Polyporales; Polyporaceae
Exons: 6
Coding region: 1-1239 (412 amino acids)
Molecular function (GO): protein binding
Source: RefSeq, a predicted model, not a curated record